CAACGAGAGCAGGUACGGCGGACCUCGGGGAACGUAAAAUCGCAGCUUCCCCACGAGACGGUCGAGCUCACCGUAAGACAUCUCCACCGACCACAGUAUCGACACGCCGAGAAGUCCUAUCGUCAGCAACGGCACAUGUAGCCAACGUGGGCCCCGGAUCGGUAACGAGGGAGGGUGAAGAGGGUUUGAGUCGGGGAGCGCGGGUAUGAGGAUGGUGCCACCGAGCACUUCAGUCGACAUGGUGGGCGUCGACCAAGUCCUCAAAUGACUAAGCCUGUAGUUGCAGCGUGAGCCAUUCAAAUCGAGGAGCUUCGUAUCACGGCAAAAAAGUGUCAAUCGCCGCGGCAGAAAGAUACACAAUCCGGCAUAUUCCCG
Messenger RNA from Mycena citricolor, 375 nucleotides. NCBI's taxonomy places the organism in Eukaryota, Fungi, Basidiomycota, Agaricomycetes, Agaricales, Mycenaceae. The record is from the annotation of a GenBank genome assembly.